UCUCUUGCACCAUCUCUCCAUCCAUCCAUCCCCACCAAAACAAGGGCAUGAAGAGCAGGAAGGGGUACGGGCACCAGGGCCACCUGCUGAGCCCGGUGGGCAGCCCGCCGUCGGACAACGAGUCCGGUGCCGUGGCAGCGGCGGCCACGGCCGGCGGCGGCGGCGGGUGCGGGAGCAGCGUGGGUUACUGCGGCGGUGGCGGCGGCGAGUCGCCGGCCAAGGAGCAGGACCGGUUCCUCCCCAUCGCCAACGUGUCGCGCAUCAUGAAGCGCUCCCUCCCCGCGAACGCCAAGAUCUCCAAGGAGGCCAAGGAGACGGUGCAGGAGUGCGUGUCCGAGUUCAUCAGCUUCGUCACCGGCGAGGCCUCCGACAAGUGCCAGCGCGAGAAGCGCAAGACCAUCAACGGCGACGACCUGCUCUGGGCCAUGACCACGCUCGGCUUCGAGGCCUACGUCUCCCCGCUCAAGUCCUACCUCAACCGCUACCGCGAGGCCGAGGGCGAGAAGGCCGCCGUGCUCGGCGGCGCCCGCCACGGCGACGGCGCGGUGGACGACGGCCCGCUCGCCGCGGGCGGCGCCGUUCCGCCGUCCGGGGCCGCCGGUGGUGACCGCGCGGGCCACGACGGCGCCGCCGACGCUGACGCGCACGUCGGGCUCAUGAUGGGAGGGGCCAGCAGCGUCGUCGGGUUCGGCGCCGGCGGCGGUGCGGCAGCGUCGUACUACACGGCCACGGCAGCACGGAAGGCGUACGGCGCGGGGGAAGGGUCGACGAAGGUGAUGGAGUUCGAAGGCAUCGCCGGCGAGGAGGAGAACGGCGGCGUGCAGAGGGGGAGAGGGUUUGCCAACAACCAUCUCCACGGCGCCGUGCAAUGGUGAAAAGGGCGCGCGUAGCUAGGGUGUAGAAGACGACGACAAACGAUACUUGCAUGGUGUUGCACUUGCACCUGCACUGCUGGCCGGCUGGUCCACACGCAGUGCAUCGUAUCUAAAUUUGCGUACUAAUCAAUUGCUGUUUCUGCUUUUCGUUAAAUGUUUAAUGAGUUCAUUUGAAUUUAAACUCAAAGUAUUUUCUAUUGAUCUGGAAGAAAUUCAGCUAAUUGUACAACGAGGCAAACAGUAAACUGCUCUAAUGAAGAGUAAGGCAUUGUUCAAUUGGUG
Messenger RNA from Sorghum bicolor (sorghum), 1157 nucleotides. Its product is annotated as nuclear transcription factor Y subunit B-11. Gene Ontology annotation, molecular function: RNA polymerase II cis-regulatory region sequence-specific DNA binding; DNA-binding transcription activator activity, RNA polymerase II-specific; protein heterodimerization activity. Gene Ontology annotation, biological process: regulation of transcription by RNA polymerase II. Gene Ontology annotation, cellular component: nucleus; CCAAT-binding factor complex. Lineage: Eukaryota; Viridiplantae; Streptophyta; Magnoliopsida; Poales; Poaceae. The record is from RefSeq and is a predicted model, not a curated record. Bases 48 to 875 code for a protein of 275 amino acids. The transcript has a single exon.